AUGCAGCCCCCCAAACCCAAACCCGAGGGGCCCCCGCCAGGGGCCCCCAAAGCCGCAGCCAAGCCUCCUGGGGGGGCCCCCAAGGGGCCCCCGGGGGCCCCGAAGGGUUCUCCGGGGGCCCCUGGGGGCCCCCCAGGGGCCCCUGGGGGCCCCCCAGGGGCCCCGAAGGGCCCCCAGGGGGCCCCGAAGGGCCCCCAAGGAGCCGCUGCAGGCUUUUCUUCAAAGGUACUGGGGGGGGCCCCCGGGGGGGCCCCCCCGAAGGGGGCCCCCCGGGGGGCCCCCUCUGGGGGCCCCCCCGGGGGGGCCCCCGGGGGGGCCCCCGGGGGCCCCCGUUUGCUGUCGCACGCUGCAGAGUUUGCUGCCAUCUUUGAAUGCAUAGACCGAGACAGAGAUGGCCAGAUGUCUGUAGAGGACCUUUUAGGGUUUUUAAAUGAAGUGCUGCAGCAGCAAAAGUCCCGCGAAGAGGCCCUCGAGCUGCUGGUCGAACUCGUGGGAGAGGGGGCCCCCAGGGCCCCCCGCGACGGCAGGGGGGCCCCCCUCGUUUCGUACCCUGCCUUUCUCGCCUUCAUAGAGCGCCAGCUCACAGGGGGCCCCCCGGGGGGCCCCCCCGGGGGGCCCCCAGGGGGCCCCCAGGGGGCCCCCGGGGGGCCCCCCGCGGAGGCCCUGCUGCCGAUAUUUAACCUUCUGGAUGGGGACAAAGACGGGAAAGUGACGGCAGCAGAUUUAAAUGCUUUUAGCACAAAAGUGGGGAUUAGAUUGGGAGAUGAUGGGGCCUCCCAUUUGCUAAGUGCUGGGGGGGCCCCCGGGGGUUCUGUAGACUUUAAGGCUUUCUGCAGCCUCGUCCACAAGGACGUCGCAGCAGCAGCAGCAAGCGCAGCAGCAGCAAACGCAGCAGCAGCAAAUGCAGCAGCAGCAGCAGCAAGCGCAGCAGCAGCAAACGCAGCAGCAGCAAGUGCAGCAGCAGCAGCAGUGGAGAGACAGGCUCUUCUUGAGCCCCAGCAGCUGCUGCUGCGGGGACCUACAAAACAGAGGGGCCCCCCAGGGGCCCCUCUGAGGGGGCCCCCUGGGGGGCCCCCUGAGGGGGCCCCUGGGGUACCCCCUGAGGGGGCCCCCUGGGGGGCCCCCUGA
This is a messenger RNA of Eimeria necatrix, 1128 nucleotides long. RefSeq names its product calmodulin, putative. Gene Ontology annotation, molecular function: calcium ion binding. Lineage: Eukaryota; Apicomplexa; Conoidasida; Eucoccidiorida; Eimeriidae. The transcript is spliced from 2 exons. The record is from RefSeq and is a predicted model, not a curated record. The coding region runs from base 1 to 1128 and encodes 375 amino acids.